Molecule: messenger RNA, 3004 nt
Organism: Oncorhynchus gorbuscha (pink salmon)
Lineage: Eukaryota; Metazoa; Chordata; Actinopteri; Salmoniformes; Salmonidae
Product: MHC class II transactivator-like
Biological process (GO): positive regulation of transcription by RNA polymerase II; positive regulation of MHC class I biosynthetic process; positive regulation of MHC class II biosynthetic process
Molecular function (GO): protein binding; ATP binding
Source: RefSeq, a predicted model, not a curated record
AUGCGAUUGGUCCAGAGGCAGAUCCUGAUUGGCUCAGGGAAGAACACCAGCAAGUGCCUGGAGAAAGAUUUGGUGUUUGAGAGCUCCCCCGGGGCGAAACCCAAACGUUCCAUCGUGUUGCUAGGCAACGCCGGCAUGGGCAAAAGCACGCUCAUCAAGAAGCUCUGCGUUGAUUGGUCCGACGGCCUCCUGCCUCAGUUUGACUUUGUGUUCUUACUGGACGGUAAGGCUCUGACCCUCCCCCCUGAGCCGACCUACAGCCUUCGGUCCCUCCUCCUACACCUCUCCUGCCCCCACCCGCGGGAUGUCUUCAGUCAGGUCCUCUCUGUCCCGGAGCGUGUGCUGGUGAUAUUCGAUGGCUUCGAGGUGGUGCGUGACUUGGAGGGGCUGCUUCAGUCUCCAGCGGAUGACAGUGAAGGGGAGAACUACAGCGUUAGACAGCUGUUCUCAGGUCUGCUCCAGAGGAAGCUGCUACCAGGCUGCUCUCUGCUCCUCUCUGCCCGACCACGAGGCACCGUCAGUGGGCUGCUGAGACGGGCUGACAGCCUCCUGGAACUCUCUGGCUUCUCCCCUCCGGACAUCGAGAGAUACCUGGGACAAUACUUCUCUGGACAGUCCCUAGAGGCCCCAACCUCAGUCCCAGACUCAAUCCCAGUCCCAACCUCAGUCUCAGUCCCAGUCCCAGUCCCAGUCCCAGUCUCAGUCCCAGUCCCAGUCCCAGUCCCAGUCCCAGUCUCAGUCCCAGUCCUAGCCCUCACCAGGCUCCACAGCCAGCCGUUCCUUCUGUCUGUGUGUUGGAACCCAGCUCUGUGUCACAUGGUCUGUCUGCUUCUAGAACACUGGGAUGUUUCUGAGUCACUCCCCUCCACGCUGACUGGACUGUGUUACAGGGUGUUGCUACUAAAGAUGAGACGACACACCCUGAAACACACACACGGUCAAACCCUACCCCAAACUCAAACCCAGGCACACACUCACACCCUUAAACACACACACGGUCAAACCCUACCCCAAACUCAAACCCAGGCACACACUCACACCCUUAAACACAGUCAAAAACCCACCCCAAACUCAAACCCAGGCAAACCCUCACCCCAAACACAGAGGAUCAAACCCUACCCCAAACUCAAACCCAGGAGAAGAAUGAGGAGGGAGAAACACAGUCAAAAAAACGAGGAGGGAGAGAAAGAGAGUGAGGAAGAGAACAGGUGCGUUCUGUCAGAGUUGAGCGGUCUGGCUUGGCAGGGGGUUAAAGGUCAUUCAUCUCUCCUGACCCUGACUCUGGACAAUACCGUCUGUGUCAAGCUGCGGUUGUUUGGCCUGACGACUGGACUGGUCCAUUCUCACUGGCUGAGGGGGGAGCAGGGCAGAGAUGGUGACAACAUCCUGUCCUGGGCCCACCCUUUCCUGCAAAGCUUCCUGGGCGGGGCCCACCUGUCCGUCUCCAGCUGUGUGUCUGACCGCGCUCUGCUGGCCCAGAUCCUACCGCAGCCCAGAGGGAGGCGACGGCCUCAGGGAGAGUGUCUGGACCUUGCUCAGCGAUUCGCUGUCGGGCUGCUUUUCCGGAACAAUGCGGACCUCCGGGAUCUGGCCACCCUGGAUACCGGCGCCAUGAAAGUGGUGGCGGCCAAGCGAGCCGCUGUGAUAUUACACCUGGAGAGCCUUCACCAUGGCGACCUGAGCCCCGCUCGGCUCCUGGAGGCGUGUCACUGCGUUUACGAGACAGGCGACGUCCGCUUGGUCAGGCACCUGGUACGGAACCUUCCCGAGGUUCUGUCGUUCCAAGGGGUUCCGCUGUGCCCCGCCGACGCCUUCGUCGUGUGGAACCUUUUGGACCAGUGUAGAACGCUGAGGAGGAGGUUCUGUCUGGGGCUGGAGGACACAGGACUGAGGAUGACAGGAUUAAAAUUACUGACGGGUCUCAGCAACAUACACUCAUACAGGGCGUGUAUCGCUGACACCAUCACUCUGUGGGAGGAGCUAGAGCAGAGUGGGGAGGAGGAGCUUCUGAAAGCGACUGUGUCCAAGUUGACCCUUAACCCUUUCAGAGCCACACAGGUGUCCCACGUCCAACACCUGUCCACACUGGUCAACAUACACACAAGCAGGAGACUGUCUGAGAGCCAAUCAGAUGGUGUCCUGGGGGAGGGUCUACCGGCAGUCAGAGAUCUUCACAAGCUGGAGUUUGAGUUGGGGCCAGUGAAUGGUCCUCUGGCGCUCCCUAAACUCCUGGAGCUGCUGCCAGCCCUGCACAGUCUACAUCACCUGGAUCUGGAGAACAGUAAACUGGGGGACAGUGGGGCUGAGGGUCUGGCUGGAGCUGUGCUGUCUCUCUCCUCUCUGCAGAUUAUCAAUCUGUCCCAGAACUGUAUAGGAGACCAGGGAAUAGAGAGUCUGGCUCCUGCUCUGUCUACCAUCCCCUCGCUGCACUGUCUCAGUCUGUACAGUAAUGUGAUAUCUGGGGGUGCUGAGAGUCUGGCUGCUGUUUUACCUCAGAUGACAUCACUCAGUGACCUGGACGUCAAGUACAACAGUUUCACGGCCCUGGGAGCUCAGAAUCUGGCUUCCAGUCUGAGGGACUGUCCAUGGAUCAAGAGUCUGGGGAUGUGGAAUGUGUGUAUUCCCUACGGAGUGUUAGAGAGACUGCAACAACAGGACCCACGGAUACAGCUGCUCUAGAACAUUGUUCUAAUGUUCUAACAGAACCCCAGAGGAUACAGCUGCUCUAGAACAUUGUUAUGUUGUUCUAACAGAACCCCAGAGGAUACAACUGCUCUAGAACAUUGUCCUGUUGUUCUAACAGAACCUCAGAGGAUACAGUCACUCCUAGAACAGGAUUAUGAUAUACAAGUGCUCUGAAACUGUCUCCCAGCAAGGUUAGGGAUACAGACCUGUGUCCUGUGUUCCUGGACACCACUGUUCUGUUCUGUGUUCCUGGACACCUCUGUAUUGUGUUCCUGGACACCACUGUUCUGUUCUGUGUUCCUGGACACCACUGUUCUGU